AAUGGCCUUGCCAAUGGCAGCUAAGUGCUGGUUAAUGAUGCGCCUAUGGAAAAAAAUGCUCGCUAAGGGUGAUGCGACAGCUUUUCUACCAAUCAUGAACUACGCCUUCACUUCUUACUCCACUCAUUUGACUGAGCAGCUUGUGGCAAAUGGAGUGGAACUUGCAGGAAAAAAUGACCUGCGAUUUAUUGAAGCUGUUUAUAAGGUACUACGAGACCAGUUCCAGUAUAAACCAGUGCUCUCAAAGGACCAAUUUCUACAUUGUGGGUUUGCAGAACGAAAGAUACAGAUUUUGUGUGAUAUAAUCAAUAUUGUGACAAACCGACACAAGGAAAUGGACGGUUUCAACAAGAUCAAGUUACAACCAAAGAAAAAAACACAUUUUAUAAAGCCAAAGAGUGAAGGAUUACUUCCCAAAGUUGUACCACCUGAACAAAAUGUUACGAUAAAACCGUUGGUAGAACGACAUUUAGGCAAUGAAGCUUUGCAAACCAAUUUAUGCAGUCCUGAAAUUGAGGUUACUGAAGACAAUUCUGUGAAUUUGAAUGAAUUCAUCAAAGAAACUACUUGCAAAUGUGAAGAAUCAAACUGCCAUUCAGAGAUUGAAAUGCUGAAGUGUCAGAUUGCUGAAUGCCAAGAGAAGCUCAAGGUACUGGAUGUGGUACAAAGUAAGUUGCAGACUUUAGAACGUGAAACAGAAGGAAAGGUGAUCAUAGAUGAGAAGGACUGGAACAAUCUGAUGAGCCGUGUUAUUCUGUUAGAAACUGAGCUGAUGCUCCGUUCAAAAAAGAGCACUUAUUCUUCUGAUUUCCCUGUCACGAAUGAAGAAUGUUCUUCCAGCAGCAUGGCGAACCAUAAUUUUACAGAUGGAGAGAAAAGAGUUGAGACGCCACAGAGUAUUCUCUAUCAUUCAUCUGGUUACACCUCGCUUCUAUCAGCAGAUGAAUCACCCAAGGCAAUGAACAUCAAUUUACUAGGUUUGACAGAAAGCUCGAAGAAAGAAGCAAUGCAGCAUACGGUGGAUAGGAUAAGCAAAAUGAUUGAAGAAACUUCAGAUUUGUUGAAGUGUACAGAAAAUCCUCUUUAAACUGUCAUAAUAUUGUGAAGGUGCGACACCAAAACAUUGUAUGGAUCUUAAUGUAUUUAUGCUGAAGUAUUUCUGUUGAUAAAUAAUGAUAUAUAUAUAUAGGUUUGUAUUGUAUAUAUUAUGACAUUUUGAUUGUUCUUUUUCUUCACCAAACAAAUUAAUGAUACUUUAAAAAUGCUGUAAAUCAAAACUAAUAGAGGUAAUUUCAAACAACUCAAAAUGAUCAAAGUGAAACCAGUGUCAAGUUAGAUUCAACCUGUACAAAUUAUAUGACCUGAAUAAAGAUUAAUUUGGUAUUUUUCUUCCUUUUGUACAACUUUCCUGUAAUAGUUCAGCUAUGCAGUUUCAGCACCAUCUAGUGUUACAUUUUCAGAAUACAAAGUACAAAAUCAUCACAAUCUGUACAUUGUAUUAAUUACCUGGGAUCUAAAACAUUUUUUCCAGUUCAGAUUAUCUUUUAUUUGAUGCCCAUGUAAAAAAAUUUGGAUGACCUUUGAGCAGAUUAAUUUAACUUUCAGUUGUCUCUAUGCAAUAAACAGAUGAGCUCUGGACUUGAUUGUAACUUGAUUGAUUGCAACAUUGCCUAUCUCCGCCACUACCUCACCCCUCAGGCCACUG
Molecule: messenger RNA, 1705 nt
Organism: Callorhinchus milii (elephant shark)
Lineage: Eukaryota; Metazoa; Chordata; Chondrichthyes; Chimaeriformes; Callorhinchidae
Gene: cep44
Product: centrosomal protein 44
Exons: 10
Coding region: 2-1087 (361 amino acids)
Cellular component (GO): centrosome; spindle pole
Source: RefSeq, a predicted model, not a curated record